AUGCCCGGCACCGACGCCACGGACGACACGGACGGCAUGCCCAAUGCCACGACACGGACGGCAUGCCCAAGGCCACGACAGCCCAAGCCCCCCGAAAUACCCGACACGGACGACACGGACGGCAUGCCCAAGCCCCCCGAAAUACCCGGCACGGACAGUAUGCUCGGUGUCCUCCCCAACCUUGGCUCAGUGAGCCUGUGUGCAGUCCAGGAUGGUCCCGGCAAGCAAUCCACGAUCGAAGCCCCCGACAUACCCGGCACCAACGCCAUGCCGACGACCUCGUCUAGUUCAGCACGCCCACCCGCGGCCCCCGAUCUGCUCGACACGGACCCCAUGCCCGCGGACCCAAAGCACCCCCAAUACGGACGGCACGUCUACGGCUUUGAUCAAGCUCGGAAUGGACUGCAUGCUCGCGGACCAGUCCGGCCCGGAGCGGAUCUCAUGCAAGCGACCACCGAUCAGCCCGACUCGGGCUGCAUGCCGAUCCUCUACUACAUCGACUUGGACAGUACGCUUGCAGUCCCCGCCAAGCCCGAUACGGAGCGCACGUUCGUGGCGAUCGACAACUUCGACAACUUCGACACUGACGGCACGCCCGCGCCCCUCUAG
Molecule: messenger RNA, 609 nt
Organism: Phytophthora sojae
Lineage: Eukaryota; Oomycota; Peronosporomycetes; Peronosporales; Peronosporaceae
Exons: 2
Coding region: 1-609 (202 amino acids)
Source: RefSeq, a predicted model, not a curated record